Molecule: messenger RNA, 3918 nt
Organism: Vigna unguiculata (cowpea)
Lineage: Eukaryota; Viridiplantae; Streptophyta; Magnoliopsida; Fabales; Fabaceae
Product: protein LONGIFOLIA 2-like
Biological process (GO): regulation of monopolar cell growth
Source: RefSeq, a predicted model, not a curated record
ACAAAAGACAUGGACUUUCUGACCCAGCUCUGACCAGAUUGGGUGCCCAUUUGCACGAUUCUGUAAUUGUUCUCUCAGGAGAAACUUUAAGACAAUCUUCUUGGAUCUGCAUAAAUUCAUUUGCACUGUAUAUUGGAACUUUCAUUGAGGUGGUUCAAGCUACUGUGUGUGAAUUUGUUCCACUGCGCUUUUUUUUUUUUCUGCAAAUUUAAGGAGCAUUGUCUCUUUUUUGUUGCCCGUUUCUUUAUUUUUUGGUAAAACCAAUACCCAAAUGAUAUUACAAGUCCUAAAAAAUUUUAGGAAAGACGGUACUGUCGGCAAAAUUUCGUCUAUAUUUUCUACGAUGGAACUCAACCUCUUUGUGAAUGCUGCAUAUGGAACUGCACAACAUAGACGAGGAGACUUGCUGGAUUGACUUGUAGGUGUCUUAUCAACUGUGUCUGGACUAAAGUUUAGAGAGCAAAGGAUUGAUUUUUUAGAUGAUAAGGACUAAGGACCCUUUGAGCUGUCUGAAUUACUGGAUUCUGUGAAUUACUGGAUUCUGUGUUAUACUAAUUGUUGCUUAACUGACCCUGCAUGCUUCGUUUGCACUUCGUAGUGUUGGGUAGAUUUGGAGUACAAAUCAUUAAGCUUUUAUGAAGAUGGAGUAAUUGUAAUUGAUUGUGGUAGUUGAGAGGUUGAGUUUAAUUCGAGAAGAGGUAGAUAUGGCAGCAAAGUUCUUGCAUUCUUUAGCAGAUGACAACCCAGAUUUAAAAAAGCAGAUAGGAUGCAUGACUGGGAUUUUCCAACUCUUUGAUCGUCAUCACAUUAUUUCCUCUCCCCAUAUUACCCGGAAGAGGCUUCAUCCAGGUAAUUCCCUCUUCAAUUAUGCCAGUCUGGAAAGAGGUUCUAAUAUCAUACACCAGCCGCAAUCAACAGCUGAUAUGAGGGAUAUGAGUAAUAAGCAUAAAAUUUCAGCUGAAUCUUCAAGAACCUCAUUCUCUUCUUGUUCAUCAUCAAUGUCCUCUUUGGACUAUAAAGCUGAAGCAGAUGCUCCCUUUGAAAGGAUUGGUUUUCCUGAAACUCCUAUGAGAGACCCAGUUAUGAACCAAGCAAGUACCUCUCCCCAUUUAGGAUGUUCAUCCCUUGAUCUGAGGGAUGUGGUGAAGGAGUGUAUAUAUAGGGAAGCCAGAGGACUGUGCAAAGAAAGGGAUUACCCUAGACAAUUUCAGCUGUCUAAAUCUGUCGAUAGAAAGCAAACUCCUAUUGAUCUAAAGGAGUCACUGCGAGUCCUUGCUAUACUUAGAGAAACACCUCGGCAUUAUGUUGAAGCUAAAGAACUUCCUAGAUUAUCAAAUGAAGUAAAAGAUGGACAUUGGCAUUCCAUUUCAAAGGAUGCUCCUCGGUUUUCUUAUGAUGGAAGAGCAACAAGUGAGAUAUCUUUUGACUCGAAUGAUACCUUGAAAUGCCAACAAAAACUAAAAGAGCUUCCUAGACUUUCACUGGACAGUAGGGAAGGUUCAUGGCGCGCAAACGGCUCUGAUUCAAAACUCAGUAACCUCUCAAGAAAUUUCAAUGCAGGUGACUCCUCCACCUCAGUUGAUGGCAUUUCUAGUCUACAACAGCGUUCAGCAUCACAGAGACGGCCACCUAGUAUUGUAGCAAAGUUAAUGGGCUUGGAAGCAUUGCCAGAAUCCUAUGUGGUUAGUGAUACCAAGUCAAGUUUGAGUGAAACUGACUCAACUCAAGGCAAUGAUCAGUUUGGGAAAAAUGGAUUCGUUACACCACUUCCGGUUGCUAAUUUCCCUGAAGUCCCAUUGAAAGAGAAAGAGAUGACUUCUCCACGGUGGAAGAAUCCUGAUUUGGUUGUGAAACCAAUAUUGAAUACAAGGUUUCCCAUUGAACCUGCACCUUGGAAGCAGCAGGAUGGGAACCAAAUCUCUGAGAAACUAACAUCCAGGGUCAUAAAACCUACAUCAAGAACACCAGAUUCAUUUCCUUCAGUUUAUAGUGAGAUUGAGAAUAGAUUAAAGGAUCUUGAAUUUAAACAAUCUGGAAGGGAUCUCAGAGCACUCAAACAGAUAUUGGAAACAAUGCAAGUAAAGGGUCUGUUAGAGACCAGAAAAGAAGAACAAGCUUCAAAUGUUGUUCGAAAUAAAAGAGACUAUGAACUAAAAUCGACCUCAAUUAAGCAUUCUACGAGGCAGGAAACAGCCUGGGAAUCCGAUUCUACAAUGGCUGUAGAGUCACCAAUAGUGAUCAUGAAACCAGCAAAAAUUGUUGAAAAAACUGGACCUUUUGCUUCUUCAGUCUUUCCAAUUCAUGAACUUUCUGAUUCCCACAAACUUCAGAGUGGUGGUGUACAUGAACAUGGUAAAAAGGGGAUACCUUCCAGUCAAAUAGCAAAAGAUCAAUCUCCUAGAAACAGUCCCAAGGAUACUUCUACCAGUUUUAGUGAAAAGAAAGCAAAUAGUAUCAAGACUAUAAAAUCAACACAAUCCCUACCAAGGUCUACACAAUUUCCAAAAGAAAAUGGCCCAAGCUCAGUAAAGAGUUCAAGAUCUGCUAGCCCAAGAAUGCAACAAAAGAAGUCAGCAUCGGAGAAGCAAUCUUGCCUUCUUACCCCAUCAUCAGAUUCAAAUAAUCCCAGAAGGCAGUUCUGUAAGCAGACAACAGACUCAGAUUCUCCCAGUCAAAAACUGAGACCUAAAGUCCCUAAUUCACAUAGCAGUAAUGACAGACUCAGUGAGACUAGCAAUGAACUAAGAAGUUUAAGUAGCCAGUGGGAUGAAGUAUCUCUGCAAUCAGACAGUAUCUCUUUCGACUCAAAGAUGGAUAUUGAAGUUACCAGCAAUUUACAAUCUGCUGAAGUUGUUGAUAGCCAAUGCCCAUCUAGGAAGGCUGCUGAGCAUUUGGUUUCAGGAUCCAUGCAUAAGAAAUCAACUAUGAGGUGGGAUGAGGAUAAGUCAAUAGCAGAACUUACAACACACGCCUCAGGUCAUCCAAGUCUUGGAUCAGUUGUCGAUGUCUCAGUAUACAAAUUCGGUAUGCCAUCCCCAGUAAAGGAUAUAUCCUAUUCUCGUAAAGUUGAAAACGCUCAAGAGUCUAAAGAAAAUUAUCAUACAGAUCAGUGGAGCCCUGCAGAAGGCCUCUUCAUUAACAAUACAAGAUAUAGAGAGAUCAACCACAAGAAAUUGCAAAGCAUAGGUCACCUUAUUCAAAAGCUUAGACAGCUAAACUCUAGUCAUGAUGAAACUAGAAUCGAUUACAUAGCUUCCCUUUGUGAAAAUACAAACUCAGACCACAGAUACAUUGCUGAAAUACUAUUGGCUUCAGGUCUACUUCUGAGAGCUUUGAGUUCUGAGUUGCUAACAUUUCAACAUCACUCUUCAGGUCAUCCCAUUAACCCCGAGUUAUUCCUUGUGUUGGAACAAACCAAGUUAAGUAGUUUGCUUUCAAAACAAGGGGGCAGCGAUGAAAAAGUUGCUUACGGGAAGCUAAAUACAGAGAAGUGGCACAGGAAACUCAUCUUUGAUACUGUGAAUGAGAUUCUUGGUACUAAGCUAGGCUCUUCUCGAGAGCCAUGGUUCAAGCCUAGUGGACUUACAAGGAAAUUCGUCACUGCACAAAAGCUUCUUAAAGAACUAUGCUUUGAGAUACAAAAACUUAAAUAUGUGAAACCAGAUUGCAAAGAUGAAGGGGAUGAUAUGAAAAGUAUGCUAGGGGAAGAUGUGAUGCGUCACUCAGAAAACUGGACAAGUUUCCCCGGUGAAUUACCAGGAGUUGUGUUGGAUGUUGAGAGACAGAUAUUUAAGGACUUAAUUGAUGAGUUUGUGAUUGAUGAAUGUUUGCGAGUGACGUACAGUAGGCACAGCAAGCUAUUUGGAAAGUAGUUCAUUUCAUCUGUUCAUUUACAAAUAAUUUUUUUGUAUCAACCCA